CAUUCAGAACAAAGCUUAUUGUCUACCGGAAGUGACGUCUCAAUCUCCCCUGACUCAUUCUGACAUAACAAUAUGGCGGUGUCUUUACGUCUCUUCGCGUCCGCUGGGAAAUGUUUACUACGCAGAUCAUUAUUAGAGAAAAAUAGGAUCAACCGAUUCAGACUCUUAUCUACACAAGCCGCUCACCAAGUAGCUUUAAAUGUACCUGAAACUAAGGUGACCACUUUGGAAAAUGGGCUACGUGUGUCUUCUGAGGACUCCGGUCUUUCCACGUGUACAGUCGGCCUGUGGAUUGACGCUGGCAGUCGUUAUGAGAACGAGAGAAAUAACGGCACAGCUCAUUUUCUGGAGCACAUGGCAUUUAAGGGCACCAGAAAACGCUCACAGCUGGACCUGGAGUUAGAAAUUGAGAACAUGGGUGCACACCUAAACGCGUACACAUCCCGGGAACAGACAGUGUAUUAUGCUAAAGCCUUCUCAAAGGAUCUUCCACAAGCUGUCGAGAUCCUAGCUGACAUCAUCCAGAACAGCACACUAGGCGAAGCGGAGAUCGAGCGUGAACGGGGUGUGAUACUCCGGGAGAUGCAGGAAGUGGAGACCAAUCUUCAGGAAGUGGUUUUUGAUUACUUGCAUGCUACAGCAUACCAGUCCACGGCGCUGGGGAGGACCAUCCUGGGUCCUACAGAGAAUAUCAAGACGAUAAAUAGAGGAGAUCUGGUUGAGUAUAUUACAACCCACUACAAAGGUCCGAGAAUAGUACUGGCAGCAGCUGGAGGAGUUUCUCACAAUGAGCUAAUUGAUCUAGCCAAGUAUCACUUUGGUAAGCUCCCUGGCCGAUACGCUGCCGAUGUGCCGCCGGCGUGUCCCUUCACAGGAAGUGAGAUUCGCGUGCGCGACGACAAAAUGCCGUUGGCGCAUAUCGCUAUUGCCGUGGAGGCUGUUGGCUGGUCUCAUCCUGAUACUAUUCCCCUUAUGGUGGCCAAUACGCUCAUUGGGAACUGGGAUCGGUCAUUUGGCGGAGGAGUUAAUCUUUCCAGUAAAUUAGCUCAGAUGGCCUGUCAGGGGAACCUAUGCCACAGCUUCCAGUCCUUCAACACCUGCUACACUGACACAGGCCUUUGGGGGCUGUACAUGGUGUGUGAACCCGGCACUAUCAACGACAUGAUGCACUUUACUCAGAAAGAAUGGAUGUCACUUUGUACCAGUGUAACUGAAGCCGAGGUGGCACGAGCAAAGAAUCUCCUCAAGACCAACAUGUUACUGCAUCUUGAUGGCUCCACCCCUAUCUGCGAGGACAUCGGUAGACAAAUGUUGUGCUACGGUCGUAGAAUCCCUUUGCAUGAGCUUGAAAUUCGAAUUGACGCUAUCGAUGCUGACACCAUCAAGGACGUGUGCACCAAAUACAUCUUUAACAAAGCUCCCGCCAUCGCAGCUGUUGGUCCGAUUGAGCAGCUUCCCGACUACAACCAGAUCCGCGGCGGAAUGUUUUGGAUGAGGAACUGAGCGGUCAACUGGAUAUUUUUGUCCUUUUAAUUCAUUUCGUAUAAAAUAAAGAUCAACGCCAUACCAUUAGAAUAUUUAAGAUACUAUUGUCUUUGUGUUGUCAUUUUUUACUCUUGCUAGCGACUUGGUCUUGCGCGGCUUUCUUGGCUUUAACCAUCUCCACCAGUUCCUGUGAGAUAAAUGAAAAAUCUCAUGUCGAAUGUGGAAAAUUGAUAGUAAAUUACACUGAAAUUGACGGUUCAUCUCACCUUGUAUCUCUUCAUACAGUCUUUCUUGUUUCUCCCUGGGACUGAGUCGGCUAUCUUCUCCCACCGUUCAGGUGUGCUGACGGGGUAUGUCUUGAGGGCCUGUUCUAGAAGCUUCUGUUCUUCUGUGGUCCAUGGGGCUGGACUUCCAUCACCACCUGGGGCUG
This is a messenger RNA of Corythoichthys intestinalis (scribbled pipefish), 1915 nucleotides long. It is a transcript of the gene pmpcb, whose product is annotated as peptidase, mitochondrial processing subunit beta. NCBI's taxonomy places the organism in Eukaryota, Metazoa, Chordata, Actinopteri, Syngnathiformes, Syngnathidae. The coding region runs from base 73 to 1503 and encodes 476 amino acids. The record is from RefSeq and is a predicted model, not a curated record. The transcript has 13 exons. Gene Ontology annotation, cellular component: mitochondrion. Gene Ontology annotation, molecular function: metal ion binding; metalloendopeptidase activity.